This is a messenger RNA of Micropterus dolomieu (smallmouth bass), 2446 nucleotides long. RefSeq names its product solute carrier family 6 member 1, like (gene slc6a1l). Gene Ontology annotation, biological process: sodium ion transmembrane transport. Lineage: Eukaryota; Metazoa; Chordata; Actinopteri; Centrarchiformes; Centrarchidae. The transcript is spliced from 14 exons. The record is from RefSeq and is a predicted model, not a curated record. Gene Ontology annotation, cellular component: membrane. The coding region runs from base 1 to 1794 and encodes 597 amino acids.
AUGGGGAAGACUGGGCAGAGUACAGUGGACUUAAACUCUCCAACAGAGGUCAAACAAGCAGUCCCCUUUGAGGACUUGGAUCCUGUGGUGCCCGCUGCAGAUGAAAAUAAGAAAAAAGAAGAGCCACCUGACAGGGGAAGUUGGAAGGGAAAGUUUGAUUUUCUGCUGUCAUGUGUGGGAUAUGCCAUUGGCCUAGGAAAUGUCUGGAGGUUCCCUUAUCUGUGUGGCAAGAAUGGUGGAGGGGCCUUUCUGAUCCCAUACUUCUUGACCUUGGUGUUUGCUGGGAUACCUCUCUUCUUCCUGGAGACAUCUCUGGGACAGUUCACCUCAGUGGGAGGGCUGGGGGUGUGGAAGCUCAUCCCAAUGAUGAAAGGUGUUGGUUUAGCUGCGGUGGUCCUGUCCUUCUGGCUCAACAUCUACUAUAUUAUCAUCAUUGCCUGGGCAGUCUACUACUUAUUCAACUCCUUCGGUUCGGAGCUGCCUUGGCAAAGCUGUGAUAACCCCUGGAACACAGAGAAAUGUUUUUCCAACUUCAGUCUGACAGACACCACCAACCUGACCAGCGCUGUCACCGAGUUCUGGGAGCGUAACAUGCAUCAGCUAUCUAGUGGUCUGGAGGAACCAGGAGAGCUACGCUGGCCCUUAGUGGGCUCUCUGGCACUAGCCUGGAUCCUUGUCUAUUUCUCAAUCUGGAAAGGGGUGGAGUGGACAGGGAAGGUUGUGUACUUCUCAGCCACCUAUCCCUACUUCAUGCUGUUCAUCUUGUUCUUCCGUGGGAUCACUCUGCCUGGGGCCAUAGAUGGGAUUCGCUUCUACAUUACCCCAGACUUCCAAAAGCUCGCGCGGUCUGAGGUGUGGCUGGAUGCAGCAACUCAAAUAUUUUUUUCCUACGGACUGGGCCUCGGCUCGCUCAUCGCCCUGGGAAGCUACAACAGUUACAACAACGAUGUAUACAAGGAUUCCAUUAUAGUGUGCUGCAUCAACUCCUGCACCAGCAUGUUUGCUGGCUUUGUCAUCUUCUCAAUUGUAGGUUUCAUGUCCUAUAUCACUAAGAAACCUGUCCAGGAAUUAGCAGCAUCAGGUCCAGGUCUGGCGUUUUUGGCUUAUCCUCAAGCCGUCACCCAGCUGCCCAUGUCCUCUCUGUGGGCCAUCCUCUUCUUCUCCAUGCUGCUGAUGCUGGGCCUGGACAGUCAGUUCUGCACAGUUGAAGGCUUCAUCACAGCGCUGAUGGAUGAAUAUCCCCUGCUGCUGAGGAAGAGGAAGAAGGUGUUCAUCCUCAUUGUCUGCUUCAUCUCCUUCAUCAUCGGCUUCUCCAACAUCACACAGGGUGGUUUGUACGUGUUCAAGCUGUUUGAUUACUACUCCGCCAGUGGGAUGUGUCUUCUCUUCCUCGUCUUCUUCGAAACUGUUUCCAUAUCCUGGUUUUAUGGAGCUGAAAGGUUUUAUAAGAACAUUGAGGACAUGAUCGGCUAUAGGCCAUGUGGCUGGUGGAAGCUCUGCUGGAUGUUCUUCACUCCCAUGAUCUGCCUGGGGGUGUUUACCUUCAGUGCCAUUGAGAUGACCCCUCUGACCUUGGGGAAGUAUGUGUACCCGCUGUGGGGCCAAGUGAUCGGCUGGUUCAUGGCUUUGUCUUCCAUGAUACUGGUCCCGGGAUAUGUCAUCUACAUGUUCUGCACCACCAAGGGCAGCAUCAAACAGCGUUGGCGGAAGAUGACAACUUCCCAGGAGGAUGAAAAGCCAUCGGGGCAUGAAGAAUUUACACACACAGGGAGCGUGGGCGAUGCUCCUGUCUAGCCAUGAUUGUUCAGGUCGAAAUAAUCUGACUGCCAAUUUCCCCUGUCUGCCAGGGCUUACUGUGGUCAACAUUGAAAUUUGACAAUUGGACAGAUGGAAUCUUGUAAAGGAUUUCACCAUGUUGUCUUCCAUUUUAAAUUGUGCUGAAAAUUCUGGCUAGCAAAUGAAGAACAUGAAAUGUCCUAUUGCGAUAAAAGAGUGAGUUUUGACCACAAAUUGAAUGCUAUUGUAACAGCAGUGAACCUGUGUACAUAUACCACAUAUAUACCAUUAACGUAUGUCUUCAUCCUACUUGUAAAUUGUCUCUACUACUCAACAAAAUCACUCUUGUUUAUAAGCCACAAAUGUAAUAAAUGUUGUUGUACAGAGGAAUUAACAAGUCCGGUAAAACUUCAUUCUAAGCAUAAAACUGUAAAGCAUCAAAGAUUAUUUGCUAGUGGUAGCUUAAAGAACCAACCAACCAGCCACUGUGAUAUUUUUGUCCUGCAAUAAAUAUGUGGGCCAUGGAGUUAUAUUUAUUGUGUUUGCUGAUCCAGACCUACAAAAACAAAAAGAAAGCAUUUGUGACUGUAAUAUGAAUGUGAUGAAAGUUGUAUAGGCUAUUCACCAUAGACAGUUUGUCCAUUAACACAGCUUUGAGUUUUAAAUGAUG